AUGGAGUACAAGAGCCUUGGUAACAGCGGCUUGAAGAUAUCCAAGGUCAUCCUUGGCUGUAUGGGCUAUGGUACUCCAGAAUGGGAAGGCUGGGUGCUUGAUGAAGAGGCCUCUCUACCACUUCUGGAGUAUGCCUACAAGAGCGGCAUACGGACAUGGGACACAGCAGAUGCAUACGCAAGUUCCCAUUUUUCUCCGACAAACCAUCCCCGUUGUGCAAGCCAUGGCCGCUCAGAGGAGAUCAUAGGCAAGGCAAUCAAGAAAUACCAGAUCCCACGGGAACGACUAGUCAUCCUCACUAAAUGCUUCUUUGGUGUAACCCCACACAAAAUGGCAAACACUUGGGUUUACAACAAUGACGGCGAGGAAUUGAACCAAGUCGGACUCAGUCGUAAGCACAUCAUUGACGCCGUCGACAAAAGUGUUGCUCGAUUGGGAACCUAUAUCGAUGUUCUCCAGAUCCACCGACUCGAUCAGACGGUGCCUCGCGAGGAGAUCAUGAGAGCUUUGAACGAUGUCGUUGAAUCGGGAAAGGUGCGGUACAUCGGCGCUUCUAGCAUGGCUGCAUGGGAGUUCCAGGGGCUGCAGAACGUCGCAGAAAAGCACGGAUGGCACAAAUUCAUCUCCAUGCAGAACUAUCACAAUCUGCUGUACCGUGAAGAAGAGAACGAAAUGAUCCCCUAUUGCAACCAUACCGGUGUUGGUGUCAUCCCCUGGUCUUCAGUUGCGAGAGGUGCUCUAACACGGCCUUGGGAUGACCGAUCAAGCAGCCGGGAGCAGACCGAUGGUGGACUCAAGCACAUGGUGCGUUCGGCAGACGACAAGGCCGACCGGGAAGUUGUGGGACGGGUCGAGGAAGUAGCCAAGAAGCUGAAGAAAAGCAUGGCUCAAGUCGCCAUCGCUUGGAGUCUCAGCAAGGGUGUCAAUCCUAUCGUGGGUAUGAACAAGAUGGAACGCAUGGACGAGGCUCUUGAGGCCAGCAAGAUGAAGCUGAGCGAGAAGGAUAUCAAAUUUCUAGAAGAGCCAUAUCUCCCAAAGAAAAGGCAGGGCUACUGA
This is a messenger RNA of Cladophialophora yegresii CBS 114405, 1056 nucleotides long. Its product is annotated as alcohol dehydrogenase. NCBI's taxonomy places the organism in Eukaryota, Fungi, Ascomycota, Eurotiomycetes, Chaetothyriales, Herpotrichiellaceae. The transcript is spliced from 3 exons. The coding region runs from base 1 to 1056 and encodes 351 amino acids. The record is from RefSeq and is a predicted model, not a curated record.